Chelonia mydas (Green sea turtle) is the source of this 1797-nucleotide messenger RNA. RefSeq names its product arylacetamide deacetylase-like 4. Gene Ontology annotation, cellular component: membrane. The coding region runs from base 293 to 1525 and encodes 410 amino acids. The record is from RefSeq and is a predicted model, not a curated record. Gene Ontology annotation, molecular function: carboxylic ester hydrolase activity. NCBI's taxonomy places the organism in Eukaryota, Metazoa, Chordata, Testudines, Cheloniidae. The transcript is spliced from 4 exons.
GGCAGUUAUACAGUGUUUUGGAGCGUCUAACACCUCAUUGGCAGAGCUGCUGGCAUAUGCACAGCUGUGAGGCUCACUGACUUAUUACAGUUCCAGACCUUGAUGACUCUGCAGCAUUUGCUCACUAGCUGAGAGUCCUUUGCACGACCUGUAGCUGAGAAGGGGAAAAAUUUGUCCUAGUGCAGCCUGAUUACAUGCAGAGGUGCUCCAGAAACAGGAAAUAACAAAUCAAAGAGAACAGAGGAGUCAAGUGAAAGUCAGAUUCCUGGCGUCGUCGGCCUCACUACAUGAAAUGGAGUUUGCUUAUGCGCUGCUGGUGUUAAUAUUGGCAGUUUUCAUUGCUGCUUUCAUAUUGCUAGUCGUGGGGGCAAUUUAUUUUGAUUUCUCCAACUCAGAAAUCCCUCUUGGAGUGGACCAGCCUGUAAAGCUCCGAAUCGUUCACAGUAUUUUGAUUGGCACAGCGGUUCUGGGGAAGAUUUUGGAGAAGCUGGGUCUGUGCAGUCAACUUGGCUUCACCCGCUAUAUGCGACGGGGAAAGAAAUUAGGGGAGGACCCAAAGCUCUUCAUGAAGGACCUGCAGUUUGGGAAGGUGCCAGUGAGGAUUUACCAGCCUAGAGCGCCUUCUGCUGGCCGAAGGAGAGGAGUCCUCUACUUCCAUGGAGGAGGCUGGAUGUUUGGAAGCAUUAAUGCCUAUGAAACUGUGUGCCGCUAUAUCGCCAGAGAAAGUGAAUCGGUGGUCGUGUCUGUUGAGUAUCGUCUGGCACCAGAGCACACGUACCCAGCACAGUAUGAGGACUGUCUCACUGCUACCACCCACUUUAUGAAGACUGCAGAAGACUAUGGAGUGGAUCCUGCCCAUAUUAUCAUUAGUGGGGACAGUGCUGGGGGCAAUCUUGCUGCUGCUGUUUGCCAAACACUAGUGAGUAGACCAGACCUUCCAAAGGUGCAUGCUCAGAUUUUGAUCUAUCCAUGCCUCCAGGCAAUAGACUUCGAUUUGCCAUCAUAUCAGCAAAACUGUGGAGUCCCCAUCUUGUUCAGGGAACGCAUGGCUUUUUAUGUUCUGCAGUACCUCAAGGGGGACGCAUCAUUUUUGGAAGAUGUCCUGGAGGGUUCCCAUAUGCCUGUAGAUGUAAAAUUGAAGUUUAGAAAAUGGCUAAGUGCAGACAAUAUCCUUAAGGAAUUUAAGGUCAGAGGAUACAAACCAAAGGUGCCUAUCGAAUGCUCAAAUGAAGUUUAUGAGGCAGUUAAAAAAUUUUGUGAACCAGCUUUUUCCCCACUUCUCGCUGAAGAUGCUGUUGUUCGCCAGCUCCCUGAGUCAUUCAUCUUGACCUGUGAGUAUGACGUGCUUAGGGAUGAUGCCCUGUUAUACAAGAAGCGAUUAGAGGACGGUGGUGUGCCAGUGACCUGGUACCACAUUGAGAAUGGAUUCCAUGGAAUCAUAAGCCUGUUUGAUAAUGGCAGGUUGUCAUUUCCAGCUGGAAAAAAGGGACUGGACAACAUUGUAAACUUUCUCAGAAGCUUAUAAAAACCAAUCUUCUCAAAGGUUGGGUCGUAUAUUUCCUCUGGUCUUCAUAUAUGCCUCAAAGUCUGGGAAGAGACCUAUAGGAAUAGUAUCUUCUAUCACAUGAUGGGCUGCCAUGACAUGGUUUCCAUUGGUGAUGAAGUUCAUGAGCUUGUGUGAAGUCCCUUCUGUUACUGGUUAGAAUGUUGAUUACACACCUACAUAUUUGAAAUGAUUUCUUUGCAUCAUGCUGCAAGCUAUUGUCUUUAUAAAUAUCAGUAAAGAUUAAAGAAUAC